Molecule: messenger RNA, 5422 nt
Organism: Onychomys torridus (southern grasshopper mouse)
Lineage: Eukaryota; Metazoa; Chordata; Mammalia; Rodentia; Cricetidae
Gene: Rrbp1
Product: ribosome binding protein 1
Exons: 25
Coding region: 281-4852 (1523 amino acids)
Biological process (GO): protein transport
Cellular component (GO): endoplasmic reticulum membrane
Source: RefSeq, a predicted model, not a curated record
CGGCGAUCCCGGCGGAGGGGGCCGUUCGCCAGCUCCGAGGCAGAAAGUGCCACGACUCCACACGCGCGCACGCAGCCAGCGAGCGGCCGGAGCGGACGGCGGACGGGGCGGACGGCACUGGGGUCGCGGUGUGUGCAGCUGCUCAGGGGCGGCUUCUCGGCGGAGGCUCGGCCGGCUCCUCUCUCGCGGUUCCGCGGCGGCGGCGGCGGCGGCGGCUGCUCUUGCCCUCUCGCUCUCCCUCUCGCGUCUCCCGCUGCAGGUGGAAAGCAAGCCAGCCAAGAUGGAUAUCUACGACACUCAGACCUUGGGGGUUGUGGUCUUUGGCGGGUUUAUGGUUGUUUCUGCCAUUGGCAUCUUCCUGGUGUCAACCUUCUCCAUGAAGGAGACGUCGUAUGAAGAAGCCCUUGCCAACCAGCGCAAGGAGAUGGCGAAAACUCACCACCAGAAAGGAGAGAAGAAAAAGAAGGAGAAAACUGUGGAGAAGAAAGGAAAGACCAAGAAAAAGGAAGAGAAACCGAAUGGGAAGAUACCUGACCAUGACCUGGAUCCCAACGUGACCAUCAUCCUCAAGGAACCAGUGCGCAUACCUGCAAUGGCUGUGGCUCCAACUUCAGUCCAUUCCUCUACGAUCCAUACCCCUGUAGCCACAGUCCCAGCCAUGCCUCAAGAAAAGCUGGCUUCCUCUCCUAAGGACAGAAAGAAGAAGGAGAAAAAAGUGGCAAAGGUGGAGCCAGCAGUCAGUUCUAUUGUGAAUUCCAUCCAGGUCCUUGCUUCAAAGUCUGCCAUCUUGGAAGCCACACCCAAAGAGGUGCCUAUGGUGGCUGUGCCCCCAGUGGGCUCUAAGGCCAGUGGUUCUGCCACCAGCAGUCAGGGCAAGAAGGGGGAGGGAGCCCAGAACCAGGCCAAGAAGGGGGAUGGGACCCAGAGCCAAGCUAAAAAGGGAGAUGGGGCCCAGAACCAAGCCAAGAAGGGGGAGGGGGCCCAGAACCAAGCCAAGAAGGGGGAGGGGGCCCAGAACCAAGCCAAGAAGGGGGAGGGGGCCCAGAACCAAGCCAAGAAGGGGGAGGGGGCCCAGAACCAAGCCAAGAAGGGGGAGGGGGCCCAGAACCAAACUAAGAAGGGGGAAGGGGCCCAGAACCAAGCCAAGAAGGGGGAAGGAGCCCAGAACCAGGCCAAGAAGGGGGGAGAAGGGGCCCAAAAUCAGGGCAAAAAGGGGGAAACCAACCAAAACCAGGCUAAGAAAGGCGAGGGAGGCCAGAACCAAGCCAAGAAGGGGGAAGGGACUCAGAACCAGACCAAGAAGGGGGAAGGACCCCAGAACCAGGGCAAAAAAAUGGAAGGAGUCCAGAACCAAGGCAAGAAGACAGAUGGAACCCCAAACCAAGGCAAGAAAGGAGAAGGGGCCCAAAACCAGGCCAAAAAGUUAGAAGGCUCUCCUAACCAAGGAAAAAAAGCAGAGGGGGCCCAGGCCCAGAACCAAGGCAAGAAAGGAGAAGGAGCACAGAAUCAGGGCAAGAAAGGAGAAGGAGCCCAGAACCAGAGUAAGAAAGGGGAAGGAGCCCAGAACCAGGGCAAGAAAGGAGAAGGAGCCCAGAACCAGGGCAAGAAAGGAGAAGGAGCCCAGAACCAGGGCAAGAAAGGAGAAGGAGCCCAGAACCAGGGCAAGAAAGGAGAAGGAGCCCAGAACCAGGGCAAGAAAGGGGAAGGGGCUCAGAACCAGGGUAAGAAAGGAGAGGGGGCUCAGAACCAGGGUAAGAAUGGAGAAGGAGCGCAGAACCAAGGAAAGAAAGGAGAAGGAACACAGAACCAGGGUAAGAAAGGAGAAGGAGCCCAGAACCAGGGCAAGAAAGGAGAAGGAGCCCAGAACCAGGGCAAGAAAGGAGAAGGAGCCCAGAACCAGGGCAAGAAAGAAGGAGCCCAGAACCAGGGCAAGAAAGGAGAAGGAGCCCAGAACCAAGGCAAGAAAGGGGAAGGGUCUCCUAACCAGAGCACAAAAGUUGAGGGUAUACAAAACCAGGGCAAAAAAGCAGAAGGAACCCCAAACCAAGGCAAGAAGAUAGAGGGGGCCCAGAACCAGGGUAAAAAGGGGGAAGGGGCCCAGAAUCAGACCAAGAAGGGGGAAGGGGCCCAAAACCAGGGCAAGAAAGGGGAGGGGACCCAGAAUCAGGGCAAAAAGGGGGAUGGAAAUCCUAACCAAGGCAAGAAAGGGGAAGGGGCUCCCAACCAGAAUAGAAAGACAGAUGCAGUUGCUAAUCAAGGCACAAAGACAGAAGGUAUCUCAAGUCAGGGGAAGAAGACAGAGGGGUCCCCCAACCAGGGCAAAAAGGCAGAAGGAGCCCCAAACCAAGGCAAAAAGGUAGAAGAGUCUCCCAACCAGGGCAAAAAGGUGGACACAGCUACCAAUCAGGGUAAAAAGUCAGAAUCAGCUCCUGCCCAGGGUAAAAAUACAGGAAUGGUCCAGAGCCAGGAGGCAGCAAAGCAAGAGGCGCCUGCAAAAAAGAAGUCUGGUUCAAAGAGAAAAGGCGAGCCUGGACCCUCAGAUUGUGACAGCCCCCUCUUCCUACCCUACAAGACAUUGGUCUCCACAGUUGGAAGCAUGGUGUUCAGUGAAGGCGAGGCCCAGCGGCUUAUUGAGAUCCUCUCUGAGAAGACUGGAGUUACUCAGGACACUUGGCAUAAGGCCACUCAGAAGGGUGACCCUGUAGCAAUUCUGAAACGCCAACUAGAAGAGAAAGAAAAGCUACUAGCUACAGAGCAAGAAGAUGCAGCUGUCGCCAAGAGCAAACUAAGGGAACUUAACAAGGAGAUGGCUUCAGAGAAGGCCAAAGCUGCAGCUGGGGAGGCCAAGGUGAAGAAGCAGUUGGUAGCCCGGGAGCAGGAGAUCGCAGCUGUGCAGGCACGAAUGCAAGCCAGCUACCGGGACCACAUGAAGGAGGUGCAGCAGCUGCAGGGCAAGAUCCGCACUCUUCAGGAGCAGCUGGAGAAUGGCCCCAACACCCAGCUGGCCCGCCUACAGCAGGAGAACUCCAUCUUGAGGGAUGCCUUAAACCAGGCUACCAGCCAGGUAGAAAGCAAGCAGAACACAGAACUGGCAAAGCUCCGACAGGAGCUUAGCAAGGUCAACAAGGAGCUAGUGGAGAAGUCCGAGGCCUCCCGGCAGGAGGAGCAGCAGCGGAAAGCUCUGGAAGCCAAGGCAGCCACCUUGGAGAAGCAGCUCCUACAACUGCAGGCAUCCCAUAAAGAGAGUGAAGAGGCUCUGCAGAAGCGCCUUGAGGAGGUCACCCAGGAGCUGUGCCGGGCACAGACUAGCCAUGCCAGCCUCCGGGCAGAUGCUGAAAAGGCCCAGGAGCAGCAGCAGCGGGUGGCAGAACUGCACAGCAAAUUACAGUCUUCUGAGGUAGAGGUAAAAAGCAAGUGUGAGGAGCUGAGUAAUCUCCACGGGCAGCUCAAGGAGGCGAGGGCAGAGAACUCACAGCUCACGGAGAGGAUCCGUUCCAUCGAGACCCUUCUGGAAGCAGGCCAGGCCCAAAACACCCAGGCCAGCCAAGCUGAGGUGGACCAGCAGCAGACUCGUCUCAAGGAGCUGGAGUCACAGGUGUCGUGUCUGGAGAAGGAGACCAGUGAGCUCAAGGAGGCUAUGGAGCAGCAGAAAGGGAAGAACAAUGACCUCCGAGAAAAGAACUGGAAGGCCAUGGAGGCACUGGCCUUAGCUGAGCGGGCCUGCGAAGAGAAGCUGCUUUCUCUGACCCAAGCCAAGGAGGAAUCAGAAAAGCAGCUCCAUUUGGCUGAGGACCAGACCAAGGAGGUCCUGCUGGCCCUGCUCCCAGGCCUCUCCAUUUCCGCACACCAGAACUAUGCUGAAUGGCUGCGAGAAGUCCAAGAGAAGGGCUCUGAGCUGCUGAAGAAGCCACCUGCUGCCCUGGAGCCCUCUUUGGACAUAGUCUCUAAGUUGAGGGAGGCCGAAGAGACCCAGAACUCCUUGCAGGCUGAGUGUGACCAAUACCGCACCAUCCUGGCGGAGACGGAGGGUAUGCUCAAGGACCUGCAGAAGAGUGUGGAGGAGGAGGAGCGUGUGUGGAAGGCCAAGGUGGGGGCUGCCGAAGAGGAGCUCCGGAAGUCACGGGUUACAGUGAAACAUCUGGAGGACAUUGUAGAGAAGCUAAAAGGAGAACUGGAAAGCUCAGAUCAGGUGAGGGAGCACACUUCAUUUCUGGAAGCGGAGCUGGAGAAGCACAUGGCAGCUGCCAGUGCAGAGUGCCAGAAUUAUGCCAAGGAGGUGGCAGGGUUGAGGCAGCUUCUGUUAGACUCUCAGUCGCAGCUGGACGAAGCCAAGAGUGAAGCUCAGAAGCAAAGUGCUGAGCUUGCCCUGGUCAGGCAGCAGUUGAGUGACAUGAAGAGCCACGUAGAGGAUGGUGACGUGGCUGGGUCUCCAGCUGUCCCUCCAGCCGAGCAGGACCCUAUGAAGCUGAAAACACAGCUGGAGCGGACAGAGGCCAUCCUGGAGGAUGAGCAGACACGGCGGCAGAAGCUCACAGCCGAGUUUGAAGAGGCUCAGAGCACAGCCUGUCGGUUACAAGAAGAGCUGGAGAAGCUCCGUGCUGCUGGUCCCCUGGAGUCUUCAGGAACAGAAGAGGUCACACAGCUGAAGGAGAGACUAGAAAAAGAGAAGAGGUUAACAAGUGACCUAGGGCGUGCCGCCACCAAACUUCAAGAGCUUUUGAAGACGACUCAGGAGCAGCUGACUAAAGAGAAGGACACAGUGCAGAAGUUGCAAGAACAGCUGGAAAAAGCAGGCCCUACCAAUCCCUGCGUAUGCAUCCCCCAGCCCCUGGAGUCAGCUCUGGACCUCUAGACUGACAGCUUUGCUUUCUCUGAAGUGCCUGGAGGAGGAUGGGAGCAGCUCAAAGGAGGGAACCUCCGUCUGAUCUCCUCGGCAAACUGUUCAACUUACCAAAAUGCCUUACACAUUCCUUACAAAUAAACCAACCAACACAGCGUUAUCCAGGCCCAACUUCCAAUGAAGCCAUUGGAGACAAGUCUCAGAACCACAGAAAUAAAUCUUCCAGACCCCCAGUCUGUAAAAGGACCUUUGUCACAUUUGAUAAACACUAUUCCCGGGAGCAGCCCUGGACCACCUCAAGCAGACGCCAAAGCCCUCAUCAACGCUGACAGACUAGGGUGUGCUGGGAGUCCAGGCCGCUCGGGAUUUAUGUCAAUCAGUGCAAUUGUCUGUAUUUCUCAGUGGGGCCGGGCCGGGUCGGGAAGCAACAGGCCAGGUGGUGAGAUCUCAGAGGCUUGCUGAGCAGACUGGAGGGUCUCAGCCCAGCCCAGCUGCAGCCCCUCACCCCUGGAAGUUGCCAAGCAGAACUGACAUGUGACUGCCUGGAUGUCAAUGCCAUUAAAACCAACGUGUUGCCCGGCA